AUGUACUGUGGUGCAAAGACGGAGAUCGUGACGAAGUGCCGCGAAAACAUCAAUUUGCUGGACGCAGCAUUGGCUGGUGGGGCCCUGUCGCCAGGGUUGCAAAGGGACGUGAGAGCGGAGCAAAGUAUAUCAACUUUAGACGAAUACAUUUCCAAUUUAUUACGAAUUGUUUCAACAGCUUGGUUGGAGGAACUACGACUGAGUGACAACGAGCUUCGGUCACUCGAUUGUGUGUUGAGGCUUCCCCGCCUCAGAACCCUUGUUGCUGGCAAUAACUUAAUCAGUAGUUUUGCAUUGAGUAACUCACAAAUGGCGCCGGACGAAGAACAGAAGACGGAAUAUCGGGCACCACUCACAAGCGUUGAUCUCAGGCACAACAGGCUCAAGGGAAGCAUCAUUCUAGGAAACUACGAACAUCUAGUAUCACUGGAUGUAUCCCACAAUGCAGUGGAAGUGCUGGUGGUAUCAGCUCUGCGAGGGCUCCGAGAGCUUUACGCUGCGAACAACGCGCUGCAGCAUCUGUCCCUGCACGGGGCUUGUCUUAGGACCCUGAAGGCUCCACACAAUCAACUCGAGAGCCUCACAACGACGGUACCGCCUAUUAAUUUAGUUGAAAUCGACGUGUCGCACAACAAACUUACGGCGUUACCACAAUGGUUGAGUGGCUGCUCAGACCUUACGACGCUUCUUGCCAGCAAUAACCAACUCACCGCUCUACCUGACCACUUAUUCUGCAGUGAACUAUCAAGCCUGUCAAAGUUACACCUAGCUCAUAACAAAAUUUCAAACAUACCCUCAAUGCCAAGGUUAAGAGCCCCAUUAAAAGAACUUUUACUUCACGAUAAUUGUAUACAAUCUAUACCAGAAAACUUCUUCUCAGUCUGUGACAGAUUAUCCAUACUCAACCUAUCAAACAAUAGAUUAAGCCGUUUACCAGUUGCGAGAGGCGCGUCAUCGUAUUCCUUAGAACGCCUUUAUUUAACAGCCAAUUGUUUAACCGAUGACGUAGCUGAAGUCAUCACAGCUUUUCGUGGUCUCAAGAUCUUACACAUUGCAUAUAACUGCCUCACCAUAUUACCAGAUAGUUGCAUAAACUUUUGGCCAGAUAUUGAAGAACUUGUUAUAUCUGGAAACUCGUUUUCUCGACUCCCUGAAAGUCUGCCGCAGUUAAACCACAUAAGAGUUGUACGAGCACACUCAAAUAGAUUACGCUCAGUGCCAAUGUUUGCUUGCAGCGCUUCUGUAAAAAUAUUAGAUUUCGCGCACAACGAACUCGACAGUAUAGAUUUAAGACUGCUUGCCCCAAAACAGUUGAAGUUCUUAGAUAUUUCGUGUAACAAAAAGUUACAAGUAGACCCCACUCAAUUUAAUGCAUACAGGUGUCAACGGCCGCUUAGUUUAGUAGAUGUGACUGGAAAGAAUUCUUUACCUUGGACACAGAAAAGCGGCUACCAUGAAGAAAUGACUGGGGGUACUCCGUGGGCGACGGGAUUCUCAGAGUGCCCUAACAAAUCACUCCAGCUUUGUUGUGCGCAAAUCAGACUCCCGUCAUUCUGCAACAAAGAGGGCUUUUUCGCUCUUAUCGAUGGUGAAACUGAUAUGGAAGUACCAAAGAUAUUGCAAUCAAGUUUACCGGGCUUACUUCUAGAAGAAAAGUCCAUCAAAGAGACUGUUAAUGAAUAUAUGAAAUACGUUGUACUCUCAGCUCAUAGAGAAUUGAAGGAAAAAGGCCAGAGGAAAGGUGCUUGUCUUAUUAUGUGCCACUUGUCUCCUAUGAACCCACCAGAAAAUGGUUUUGGCCAUGUCGCCAGACGGUACACCUUGAGGCUGGCAAACGUAGGCGAUACAAAAGCUGUAUUGAGUAGACGGAAUGGGCCUUUGAGUUUGGGAAUCGAAAAUAAUAAACGUCUUGGAUAUUCCACGCGGUAUCCUAGCACGGUGCCAGAUCCAGAUGUCGUCCAGACAGUUAUAAAGGAAGAUGACGAAUUCCUUAUAAUGGGCAAUGGUAGAUUCUGGAACGCAAUGAGUAUAGACGCAGCUGUGUCUGAAGUCAGAGCUGAACGAAACCCUGUUCUUGCAGCGAAGAGAUUACAAGAUCUAGCGCAAAGCUAUGGCGUCGAAGAUUGCAUAUCAGUGAUGAUUAUUCGCUUUGACACCAACAGGUCGGAUGUUGACUUGCUAAUGCGCGAGUUGAGGCAGACAAUAACCAAUGGCAAUAAAUCUGUAUGCAGACCAGAUUGCUGCUGUUCUCGGCUAGACGCGUGUUGUCACUCAGCUUCUCCUCCAAAACCUAGCAGUGACCGUUCUUCUCCUAGUGGACAGAGCGAUCGCCCGCCGAGUGAGGCGAUCAGCCAUCAACAUUAUGCCAGCGUUCGUUCGCAGAACAGACCAUCAGAACGAAGGAGCUGUCGAGGAGGUGUUGCGAGAGCAAUACGAGUGCGUGUUGAAGAAGAUAAAGAAGAUGAUACUAGGUUAGAAGAACUCCCCAACUCAGAAGAACAGUUCAAAUGCUGGGAGUAUAUGCUAGAGCAAAAUACACAAAUGCUCUUUGACAAGGAACUUGACAAUUUGUCGAAAGGUAUCAAGUCUAAUGUAAGCAGUUUGAGGAAUUUAAAGGGCUUAUCGGGAAGCAGUCCUCAGCUACAUUUGACAGGAAAGCAAUCUAAAGGUGUACCGUUUUUGUCCAAGCACUUUGGUAGUGCGAGGUCUUUUGGAACGACACUAAAACCAGAUUUCAGAUUUGGAUCUGGCAGGUUACCCAAUGGAGGACCAAACGCUGCGUACUUUGGUUCCUUACAAAGGCUUAUGCCAUAUCAUUUGGAGUACGACUUCGCUGUAAUACAAGAAAAAAGUACACAUUCUGAGGACUCACUAGACCUUGAAGGCCGCAUGCAACAGUACUGGGGAGUUGCCACAACAGAACUGUAAAUAGUAAGUUAGUUUUGAUGAAUUCUGUAAAUAAAACUUCCACUAAAU
Molecule: messenger RNA, 2976 nt
Organism: Ostrinia furnacalis (Asian corn borer)
Lineage: Eukaryota; Metazoa; Arthropoda; Insecta; Lepidoptera; Crambidae
Gene: Phlpp
Product: PH domain leucine-rich repeat protein phosphatase
Molecular function (GO): protein binding
Source: RefSeq, a predicted model, not a curated record